CAUCUCAUACUCCAUAUUCUGCUUCAUCCUUCUGUUGAGCAACUCGCGGUUCGCGCCCAUUCUCCUUGAUCUGGGCUGGUCAACCGAGAAGACCCAUUGCUACCAGACAAUAUAUCAAACGCCACAAGGUCGUCUCGACGCGUUACCUCCACCACCAUCAUCAAAUCUCCAUCUCCAUCCUCCGUAUCACUCGUCCUUGUACGGAUACAGCACCCCAAUACACGUCUUCUUGCCGUUUCUGCCGGCCACGAGGACGCCAACGAUCAUCAUCGUCGCCCCGCCCGUCACGCUACGUUCCCUUUCGCAACGAACGCACAUAUCAGCCCUGGCAACUUUCAGGUCUUAACUCCAUAGAGCCAGCUCCGACCACCAACCAUCUUAGCACGCACACCCCGGCCCUAGCCCCUGUCGUCGCUUGUCGACGAAUCAUCUCAACUCCUUCAAACUCGUGGCUCGACUCAAGCUUUGUUUGGCAACUCUUGUCUUCAGCCACUGAUUCUCACUGCAACUUUGCUUCCCACUCUCCAUCCGUCUUCUCCGAUCACCAAGCUCUUUAGCUUUUGGAGUGGCUGUUGCUUAGCCGUGGUCCCGUCUCACCCCGGUCUUGUCCAAUCAGUGGCUUGCCUUGACUGUCGUCAAAGAUCGCUUCACAUUUUCUCUGCAACCCUCAACCGACUCUCGCUACCGUUAAAAGGAUCUCAUCCUUCCUCCUCCUUCCUUCCUUCUUUCUCUCGAGUCCAUCUUCAACAACCCUAUCUGGGCAGACACAACACUCGCCACCAUGUCUUCCGACGAAAGAAUCGUCGACUAUGGCCCGAAUGCCCCUCAUGGACCUGAUGUCACGGGCACACACCCCAUCGGAAUCGACUACACCGACAUCGACAUGACGCAGAAUGAAAAGGAAGUAUUCAACCUUCUCCUCAAGCCCGAGGAUAGCUUCGAUGAACACGGCGUCUAUUGGGCUGACCUCCCACUCAUGAAACGGCUCAAGUUCGUCUCAAAGGUCGAUCGGGAAGAGACUAGCCGGGAAUUCUCUGCCUUCUGGAAAAUGUUCAAGAACGAUCCUCUGUCCCCGGUUGGCUUUUACUUUCGCAACAUGGUGCUGCCUGGUGCCGGUCUCGGUCUCGAGGGUUACGUCCUGUUUUCCAUCGGCAAUAUCAAGCCGCUCUUUGAAAAGUCAUUCCCGGCAUGUUGGAAGAAAGGCGCCAUCUGUAAUCCUACCUGGAUUAAGGCUGUCGACUACCUGGAAAUUUGCGGCAUUAUUGUCGGUCAGAUCCUGGUCGGCGUCAUCGGUGACUGGGUCGGUCGCCGCUGGGGUUUGAUUCAAGAUGCUACCAUCAUGUUCAUGGGCUUGAUCAUGUUGACCGCAUCGUGGGGUGUCACGCAAAAUGGCUGGGUCAUCUGCUACGCGUGGUCACUCUUCUUCUAUGGCAUCGGUGUCGGAGGAGAGUAUCCUAUGACGGCAACUUCCGGCAUGGAAAAUGCCGUCGGAUCAGGAAAGGUGUCGACUCGAGAUGAUCGUCUCCAUCGUGGUCGCAAGGUUACCAGCGCCUUUUUGAUGCAAGGUUGGGGUCAAUUUUUCAACCAAGUUAUCCUGAUCCUCCUUCUCCUGAUCUUUCAUCAUGGUAGUGGGAAUGCACCUUAUUCCGAGGUCGCGGCCCAGUACACCUUCCGAGUUUCCUUUGCCAUUCCCGCCGCCGGGACCUUGUGGUUGGUCUACUGGCGUACGUACAAGGUCAAGGCCUCUGCCAACAAACAACUACGACUCGCCAAGGCCAAGAGCAGCGUCACCGGCUAUGACACCGAGUCUCUGGCUUUGACGUUCCGUUAUUUCGGUGGCCGUAUGCUGGCCACCGCCGGCACCUGGUUUGCCAACGACAUUUUCUUCUACGGCAACAAGCUCUUCCAAAGUGAAUUCAUCAGUGUUAUCAUGCCAGGCAGUACUUCCAUCAUGCCUGGCUGGCUUUACAAUCUGAUCAAUGUCGGCGUGUCGCUUGUGGGCUACUACAUGGCCAGUCUCCUGAUUGACAACAAGCUCUACGGACGCAAACACAUGCAAACCGUGGGUUUCUUGCUCGAUUUCAUCCUGUUCAUUGUACCAGCCUUCCACUUCAAGUACUACACCAGCCCGGAGCACAUCAAGGAGUUCCAAGCCAUGUACUUCUUGUCAUCCUUCUUCAACCAGUUCGGACCAAAUUCCGUGACCUUCAUCGCUGCCGCCGAGGUCUACCCUGUUGCAGUACGUGCCACGGCGCACGGUUUCUCUGCUGCCUGCGGCAAACUGGGUGCCUUGACUGCGGCUGUUCUCUACAACUACAUCGACACUCAGACCAAGUUCUAUGUAGUGCCUUGGUUUGGCUUAGCUGGUAUGUUCUUGACUAUUGUUUUCUUGCCCGACACGACUGGUCUCGAUCUCAAGGAGCAGGAAAGACGUUGGGCUUUCAUUCGCGCCGGUCGUGAACACGCGUACCAUGGCAUUGCCAUUCACUCCAAGCACCUGAGUUUGUGGGAACGCAUUCGUGGUGUCGGCAAGCACUACGAUGCAGACCUUGACUACAAGCAACGCGUUGAAGAAAUGCGUGGCGAAUGGGAAGCUCGUAUGGCCGAGAGGGUUUCCGAAAAGGCCGGCCAUCCAACCGUCGACGAUGAGGACCAUCCUAGUGAGGUGCACUCGUAUUUUGCCCGUUCCACAAAGUCGCCCAACCUUCAAGGUGCCGAGAACGAGAAGAUUCCUCCUCUUAUGAAUGGGGCUAAUGGUGGCCAUGAUGGCAUCUAGAAAAGGGCCUAACAGAAGGGAGGAGUAGAGUUUUAUUGCCUGAAGGAAUGUGAUGAAGGGGUUUCGUUGAGUUGUGAUUGAUGCGAAGAAAUUAGAAUGUUGUACUUGGCUACGACCCUUGUUAAGAAUUCAAGAGGGUUAAUCACAAAAAAGAUAAUUUGAAUAGUCGAGCAAAGCAAGCCAACACAUAUGGAAUAUUUAAUUUC
This is a messenger RNA of Exophiala oligosperma, 2982 nucleotides long. RefSeq lists its product as uncharacterized. The record is from RefSeq and is a predicted model, not a curated record. Lineage: Eukaryota; Fungi; Ascomycota; Eurotiomycetes; Chaetothyriales; Herpotrichiellaceae. The coding region runs from base 782 to 2776 and encodes 664 amino acids. Gene Ontology annotation, molecular function: transmembrane transporter activity. The transcript has a single exon. Gene Ontology annotation, biological process: transmembrane transport. Gene Ontology annotation, cellular component: membrane.